UCCAGGUCCAUGGACUCCAUCAAGCCCAUGCUGAACAAGGCUUACAGUCAACAGCGCGGCGUUCGAAUAACACGAGGUCAAAGCCCAAGCAAGCGCACAUCUUUCGGCUCCAAGGUCAAGGCUAAGCUCGUGGAUCCUCUGUUCCUGAUCCGGCUUCUGAUCACGGUGGCCUGCGUGGCUGGCUUCACGUACCAGGCGACUGACUUCUUCAUCAUGUACUUCAAGUUCCCCACCACCACCAACAUCCGCGUCGAGUCCAUGAAGGACCUCGUCUUUCCCGCGCUCACCGUCUGCCUCAGCAAUUGGUUGGUCACGCCUUCCUUUAAUGCGAUAGCAUUUACGUGUCGCAUGAGGCAGGAAAGGCGGCGUUGUAUAGGCACCAAGUGGUACCAAAGGUCAUCAUCAGUGACGUCAUCAGCGUCUUUAAAGAUUGCUUCGUGCGAAACUGUUUAUCCGACACGCACUCGCAGGAUUGACAUGAGAAGAGUGUGCGCCGACGAGAAGUUGAAAGAGCACUGUGACGGAAAUUCGACUUCGAUUUCGCAGACCAGCGCCGUCAUAGGCGCCAUCAGGGAGCACCGUAACCUGUCGUCAUUGUCGUUCGACACCGGUGACGUCAUCAAGAGCUGCAACAUGAAGCCCACCAGCGGCUGCGACCCGUUCGACUGCCACAACGACUGGUACAAGUCCUUCGUGCGGUUCCCGGACAGCUACUGUUACACGCUGGACUACAGUCGAAUCAAGAACGAGUCGCACCCGCUCAAGCGAUGCCGAUACCCUUGGGAUUACGAGAUGACAUCUGUGAUCGGCUGGGACGUGGCAAAUGCCCUGGAGGUGGACCCGUUUGGCGCUGACGCGUCGGUGCACGAGCACGACACCAACUCGGCCGAGCAGGCUCACUCGCUGUUCUUCGAGCCGCAGUCGCGGUACAUCAUACUCGUCGAACAGCAAACGACGUUAGCCCUGCCCAAACCUUACCAGACGAAGUGCGUGAACUACGAGCUGAUGAAGAGGUCUAACAAGUAUUACGGCAUGAUGACGCAGAACCUUUGCUACGAGCAGUGCCGCAUGCGGCUCUGGAUGAAGCACUGCGGCUGCAUUUCCAGUCGCUACGCCUACCGUGACCUGGAAGGAGCGCCCAUAUGCGUCGAAACGAAGACACGACAAUGCGCCGAAUUGGACGUGGCACAAAAGUUCACCAAGAAGUGCCUUAAGAAGUGCCGACAGCCUUGCAAAGAAAUCACUUACGAAGUGCAAAUCACUGCUCAAGGUCAGAAGGAGAGUGCGCAGGAAGAGGAAGUGGACUACGAGGAGGCACCUCCGAAGCGUCCGGAAAGCCAAUUGUUCACCAUAAACCUCCUCUUCGCCAGCGAAAAACAUACCAUCCUUCAGCACUUAAAAAAGUUUACGUUCAUCGAGGUGUUCGGCUACCUUGGCGGCUACGUUGGCAUCUGGUUGGGCAUGUCCUUCUUCUCUCUCCUGGAUUCACUCAUCCUCUACAUCCAGGACAGACAGCUGAAGAAGCUCGAGGAGAACAAAAUCCGCCCCAUAGAGGUGGCCAGUGUAAACGACGUUGCAUCCAGACGGUCGGGCUAUUGAUGAUGCCAGCGUUACGAAUUUCCGACAAAGAAUGCGGACAAAAGAAUACACCAAGAAGUGCUUCGGC
This is a messenger RNA of Dermacentor silvarum, 1666 nucleotides long. RefSeq lists its product as uncharacterized. Gene Ontology annotation, cellular component: membrane. Gene Ontology annotation, molecular function: ligand-gated sodium channel activity. The coding region runs from base 10 to 1599 and encodes 529 amino acids. Gene Ontology annotation, biological process: sodium ion transmembrane transport. Lineage: Eukaryota; Metazoa; Arthropoda; Arachnida; Ixodida; Ixodidae. The record is from RefSeq and is a predicted model, not a curated record. The transcript has 14 exons.